UUCUCGUUAUGGUGUGUCGAUGGCAAUGAUUGCGAAGCAACAUGCUCUUUUUGUGAAGGUGCUGCCUGCCUUCGCGUACAAAGACAGCAUCCCAUUCGUGGAAUAUCGACAGCAAUGACGUGCUUACCGCAUGAUUCCCUCAUUCAUUCUUAUCAUCCUGAAGGCUGUCGAACGGAACUCUCGACUGGCGAAAAGCUAUGUCUAUGCUCUGGACGAGAUUUCUGCAACCCAGCU
This is a messenger RNA of Strongylus vulgaris, 234 nucleotides long. NCBI's taxonomy places the organism in Eukaryota, Metazoa, Nematoda, Chromadorea, Rhabditida, Strongylidae. The record is from the annotation of a GenBank genome assembly.